UCAACACAUUUUGCGAAUUCACAGGAGUUUGCUGUUCUUCUCAGACUUGACCUGUCAUUUUGCUGAAUUGCCCAUACUCUGCCACUGAACCCUACAUCAGCAGAGCCCAUGGUGUGCCCAUCCCCACUUAAGUUCAUCGGUGAGCUUGAACCAGAAGCUAAGGCUCUCCUGGAAGCAGCUCUGAUGGAAGCCAACAGGGAGAGGGAGAAGAAAAUCCUGAAUGGCACAAAGUACUCCCUGCCAUCCCCUUUGCCUGGUGAUGACAGUGCCGAUGACGAUGCAUGCUCAGAGGUGAGCGACAUGGAGCUCUGCUGCAUCUGCUUCGACCAAGCUUGCACCAUUGAGGUCGCUGCCGUCACCGCCAUUGCCAGCGUCGUAUCUGCCGCCGUUGGCGCCGGCGCUGCCGCCACUAUCAACUAGGGUUAGGGAUUGGGG
This is a messenger RNA of Oryza sativa Japonica Group (Japanese rice), 435 nucleotides long. The record is from RefSeq and is a predicted model, not a curated record. Lineage: Eukaryota; Viridiplantae; Streptophyta; Magnoliopsida; Poales; Poaceae.